Molecule: messenger RNA, 933 nt
Organism: Saccoglossus kowalevskii
Lineage: Eukaryota; Metazoa; Hemichordata; Enteropneusta; Harrimaniidae
Product: zinc transporter ZIP1-like
Biological process (GO): zinc ion transmembrane transport
Cellular component (GO): plasma membrane
Molecular function (GO): zinc ion transmembrane transporter activity
Source: RefSeq, a predicted model, not a curated record
AUGGAAGCCAUUGACGCGAAGAUCAUCGCCCUUCUGGGACUGUUCGUCAUCGCUAUUAUAUGCGGAUUGAUACCCCUAUUUCUAGCGGAAUGCGCCCCAACUUAUCGUGGGGCUGGCAUGGAGCGGUUGUUCGGAUUUCUCAACUGUUUUGCCGGUGGGGUCAUUUUGGCUACAGCGAUGUUACACCUGCUACCCGAAGUGCGUAGGGAGUUUUUAUUCAGCAGCGACUAUGUUAAGAUCGAUCCCGAUUUCCCUGCGGCUGAGUUCUUGGCGUGUGCGGGCAUAUUCCUAAUGCUGGUCAUAGAGCAGGGAAUUCUGGCGUGCAAAGAACGGUUGACGAAGACGGCAACGGAGGAUAUCCCGUUGACGACAACAGAAUAUGGGUACUACACCGAUGCCAGUAUUCAUGCCAGCCAAGAUGAUGACGAGAUUCGCACGCUUCAUGAAGAAGAACUCGAAUACAUACAGUCAGUGCUAAGAUCGUACAUGUUUUUCAUCGCACUCUGUUUACAUGGUAUUUUUGAAGGCAUCGUUUUAGGUUUGCUGAGCGACCCUCACAGCGUGUUGAUACUUUUCGCCGCUAUAGCCUGCCACGAAGGGCCGGUGAGUUUCAGUUUCGCGGUCAACAUCCGUAGAAGCUGGCUGCGUAAAUCAGCUGGAGUCGUACUAGUCUGUCUUCACGCCGCGGUUUUCCCGCUCGGCAUCGGAAUCGGCAUCGCGAUUACCGAGUCCGCUUCGUCCACUUUGACCAUGAGCUUUGUUAGCGGACUGAUGCAGGGCGUCGCUGUCGGUUUACUCGUAUAUCUAACAUUUUUCGAGAUACUUCCGUACGAGCUAAAGGAAAACGAAAAUCGAAUGUUGAAAACGUUGUGUGUUCUAAUCGGUUUCACUGUAAUUACGUUGUUACAGUUUAUACCGGCUGUUCAUCCAUGA